Humulus lupulus (European hop) is the source of this 1330-nucleotide messenger RNA. RefSeq lists its product as uncharacterized. NCBI's taxonomy places the organism in Eukaryota, Viridiplantae, Streptophyta, Magnoliopsida, Rosales, Cannabaceae. The transcript is spliced from 5 exons. The record is from RefSeq and is a predicted model, not a curated record. Bases 147 to 1049 code for a protein of 300 amino acids.
CCAAUCCAUAUUUCAAAAAAUAUAUUUGUUUUUAUAUGAGACGACAACGGCAGUAACGUCGUUUAUGGGCAGAAGCGUCAGAGAAAUUAGAAUGGAGAUGAUAUUGUCCGUUACCAAAAUCAGAAGCAAAAACAAAGACCGCCAUCAUGCUCGUAAGCUCCUCCUCUCUCAAACCCCCUUCUUCGUCUUCUUCUGUUCCUCCAUUGGCGAUCUCUUCUGACCUCAACACGUCAGGCCUACCCAUCAUCUACAGCCGCCGCAACCUCCUCGCCAUCAUCGCUAUCUCAGCGACCCCCGUCUUGAUUCUCGCCGUCAAUUCGAUUCCUGUUGCAGCGGCUGGUGGACUUUCUCAGCUCACCAACGUACAGCUCUGCAGCGGUGCAGAGAAAGAUAGUAAGAUGAAACCAAGAAAGGAAGCAAAGAGAAGAAGCGGACCUUCAUCACCCCUAAAGGACCGAACUACAGUCUCCUCUGGCUAUGAACCAAGGUCUUCUGGGCCACGCUCUUCCAGGCUCAGCCCCCCAGUCUCUCUUCGCAACCAGGAGCUAGUAACUGAUGACAGUACUCUCUUUGAAGGUCUCUCAAUCUCUGAAGACCCCAGCAGCUCCAGUUCCAAUUCCAAUCCUCGAAGUUUUCCAUACAGUGUGAAGCAGCAAUGCUGGGAGAAGGCUGAGAAGAUCAAAGGGCGGGAUCCAGAUAGGUGGCGCCGAGAUUCCCUUGGCAACAUUGUCUUUCGGAAGCUUGUGGGCUGCCCAGGUUGUCUGUGUCAUGACUAUGAUCACAUUUUGCCUUACUCUAAGGGUGGACAAAGCACACUAGAAAAUUGUCAGGUUUUACAGUUAACCGCUCAAAAGGAAAUCGAACUGAGCUAUCCAGAGCUGAACUUAUCCAGAAAAGUUCUUAUUGUCGUGUGUCAGGCCGCGACAUGGAUCUCCUCGAGCUUUCUGCCUAUGGCAACGUCCGGCAUUCACGAGAGUUUGGGGGAUGUAGAAUUCAAUAACCAGUUUUGUCUUACUCUAUCCAUCGUCCAAUCCUCCAAUUAUUGCUAAGUAAGAUUAUUGUUAUUAUUGUAACAAACGCAGCCAAUGUCAUUAGGUACUUGCGCAAUCAAAUUAUUCAUUUGUUAGAGAAAUCUUUAGAACUCACAAUAUAAUUGCACUGUUCUCUAAUGUUUAGACUAGACUAAUGAGUAGCACACAUCCUAUGUGUGUACGUCAAGCAUGGCUAAUUUUUACAUACAUCUUAAAACAACUUAUACCUUAUUAUGACCAUCUCGCAUUGGUUGUCAGAUUCCAUUAUGAAAGAAGAUUAUCCAGUACAACUUCUUGUA